GAGGAACAGGCAGCGCCUAUAAAACCUGAGGCUUCUCUUCACCUUCAAACAAGAAGAGGAAGAAGCUCACAUCGCCUUCAUCAGGAUCAAACUCUGAGAGCUGAAGAUGAGGCGCUUCGUCGUUCUGAUGGCCCUGUUGUGUGUGUGUGAUGGUGUUCAGUUUGGUCAGCUCUGCAGUGGAAACCCGACCAACACAAGGAGGGGGUCAGAUCCCAAGGGACAGGGACACUACGGAGCUCGAAGGAAUGGCAGGACCCACCAAGGUCUGGACAUUGUGUGCAGCGACGGAUCGGUGGUCUACGCCCCCUUUGAUGUGACUCUGCAGGGAUCCCUCAUCGUCUACAACGACCCCCAACAAGAGAAGGCGGCCAUCAACAAGGGCAUCAACCUGAGAGGAGAGGGUCUCUGCUUCAAGCUGUUCUACGUCCAGCCGGAUCAAACCUCGGGCACCGUGAGGAAGGGUCAGAGGAUCGGGGUCAUGCUGCCGAUGCAGAGCGUGUACCCGGGAAUCACCUCACAUGUCCACGUCCAGAUGUGUGACAGGACCGACCCCACCAAAUACUUCUGAGCGUCUCACUGAGGACUCCUCCAAGUCCUCUUCAAGAGUCCAGAUCAGAGGAACAUGUGAAGCUCUGCACAGUUCAAAACCUCCUCAUGGAUCUCCUGAUGUGGAGACCUUCAGAGACCUUCAGAGACCUUCAGAGACCUUCAGAGACCUUCAGAGACCUUCAGAGACCUUCAGAGACCUUCAGAGCAGCUCCUGUCGGUUUAUUUUACUCCAAUAAACGUGAGAAGUUUAAAGAAA
Molecule: messenger RNA, 805 nt
Organism: Notolabrus celidotus (New Zealand spotty)
Lineage: Eukaryota; Metazoa; Chordata; Actinopteri; Labriformes; Labridae
Product: leukocyte cell-derived chemotaxin-2-like
Exons: 4
Coding region: 107-568 (153 amino acids)
Source: RefSeq, a predicted model, not a curated record